AGUGUUAUUUUCAGACAGCACCCAGGGGAGAUAUCGCAGUUUAACUGCCAAAAAUUACACCCCAUUAUGAUUUUAUUAGGCUAUGAAAGCUUGUUUGACCUGUGUAAUGACUGGUAAACAUAGUCUGUAGACCCCUGGAGAAACAAAGCCACAGCACUAGCAAAGCGUCCAGUCAAAGAGUCUGAGUGUUGAGUGUUGGACCGGAACUUGUUUCAUGUGAGGAGAAAGUUACCAGACUCCUUCUUAACUGUGUCUUCUUCCUCUCAUUUCUCAGCGUUGACGGGGUCUGUCAGCUGGUCUGUUGACAUGCAAAUUGUACAGAGAGGGAGGGAGGCGGUGGCGGCACAGAGCUCCGACAGAAGCGACCGUGUGUUUCCCUCAAACAACAUGCCCUCCGCGGGACUGUCGGACUAGCCAGCACCGUCUCCGCCUGAGACCGAGUCCACACUGUGAGGCAGUUUCUCUUCGAGCAGCUGAGAGGAUGAAGGGGAGGAAUCCCAGCGGUUGGUGGAGUUUGUAGCAACAGAAGGAACAGCAGCACUGGCAGUCUUUCCAGCUCCUGCUUGACACCUCUGUCUGCAGCGAGGCUCACCAUGAGUUAGAGGGCAUCGGAGACAAUCGCCACAGCUGCCUUCCCACCAUCUGGAGCACCGUGUCUGGAGACGGCAGCAUCACUCGCCCUGCUUCAUGAGCCAGCAGGAUGCGGCUGAGGUCCUCGCACUCUCCGAGCGCCUCCUCAUAGCUUCACACAAGGGACAAGCCGACAAUGUGGUCCAGCUUAUCAACAAGGGCGCAAAAGUAGCUGUCACCAAGUAUGGCAGAAGCCCCCUGCACUUGGCUGCCUACAAAGGCCACAUUGAGGUUGUGCGUAUCCUGCUCAAAGCUGGCUGCGACCUGGACAUCCAAGACGAUGGGGAGCAGACGGCGUUACACCGGGCUGCAGUCGUGGGAAACAGUGACGUUAUCAGCGCUCUCAUCCAGGAAGGGUGUGCACUGGACAGGCAGGACAAGGAUGGCAACACGGCUCUCCAUGAGGUGUCCUGGCACGGCUUCAGUCAGUCUGUCAAACUGCUGGUGAAGGCUGGAGCCAACGUUCACGCUAAAAACAAGGCAGGAAACACAGCUCUCCACCUUGCAUGUCAGAACGGUCACGCUCAGAGCUCCAAGGUUCUUCUACUGGGAGGCUCCAGGCCCGACAGCAAGAACCAUGCAGGAGAUACAUGUCUGCAUGUAGCGGCCCGUUACAACCAUGUGGCUAUGAUCCGCAUCCUGCUGGGAGCCUUUUGCUCCGUGUCAGAGAAGAACCUGGCUGGGGACACACCGCUACACGUGGCAGCUGCUCUGAAUCACAAGAAGACAGUACGUCUACUGCUGGAGGCAGGAGCUGACAGCCGCAUCUGCAACAAUGCAGGUCAGACAGCUUUGGACCAGGCCAGAGAACACAACAACCCAGACGUGGCUCUUCUCCUGACCAAAGCUCCACAGGUGCAGAGCUUUGUGCGUGGCAGGAGCUUGAGGAAGAGGAGAGACAAGCUAAAGGCAGAGGGCAGAGCUCAGUCUGUGCCCAGAGAUGAGAUGCUGCCCUGUAAGGACAGUGCAUCUGCUGCAGAUGACACACAGAGCAGUGACCGAGCCGCCUGCAAACACGCUGAGGUGACCGAGUCAAACACCAGGAAGGGAAAGAACAGGAAGCAGAAAGAAAAGCCAUCAUUGUCAGACCCCCUCCGCCGCAGAGAGACCAGGAACAGUGAAGCCUUUCACAGGAGGAAAGGCAAACUGCGAGGAAUCUCGCCUCAUGCAUCCAUCCCUCCACACAACUAUAAGGCCUAUCAGCUCUACACGCUGUACCGAGGAAAGGAUGGCAAAAUCAUGCAGGCUCCUCUGAACGGCUGCCGCUGUGAGCCUCUCAUCAGUAAACUGGAGAACCAGCUGGAGGCCACUAAGGAAGAGAUGAAGACCGAGAUCCACACUGUGCAGGACCUGAUGAACAGCAAGAUGGGCCAGCUGGACCGCAAGAACAAGCACCAGAUACGAGCUCUUGAUAAGAUGACAGUGGAGAGAGUGUCAGCAGAGAGGAGCGAGUGUGUGCAGAGGAUCGAACAGAAGGCCAUGCAGGAGAGACUGGAGACAGAGAAGAGACAGCAGGCGUCCCUGGUCAGUGAGCUGAAGAGCUGGUGUCUGUCCAAGCUGCAGAACAUGGAGGGUCGUGUCACAGGAGACCCCAGCAGCACCAAGCUGCAGCGCUCCUCCUCUGUGGCAGAGGGCCUGAACGAUGCAGAAGGAGCCGGCCUCACCGUACUGCCUGCCACCCAGGGAGGCAGCUCCCAGUGCCUGGAGCUCCAGGACAGCCCUGCACUCCUACACUCCAGCAGGGCCGAGGCCAGCGUAGCAGAGGGCGGCUCAGCCAACCACUACUUUGUGGUUCAUGUGGAGAGCUCUCCAGAUGGUGAUAAGGCUCAUAAUGCUGACAUCACCUCUCCUGCAGCAGCCAGGAGCCCACUCAUGUCUACCCAGGUGGUUCGUCCAAAGGAGCGCACGACGAUCUCUGCAAAGCCUCAGGACCUGCAGGAUGUGGACUUGACGGUGUGCGGGGUGAGCAGCAGCAGGAGGCACAGGGCCAGCAGUCUGUCUCCGGCCACAGAGCGCCGCUGCAGCAGCAGCAGGACUGACAGCAGGCUCAGAGAGAGGGAGCGAGGCCGGGACAGAGGGAAGCACCACAAGAAGCAUUCACAGGGCAGGACUAAGUCUAGAGGGGCCGCAGGGGUCAAGACCCUGGAGGUCUUCGGAGACCAACCCAGCGAGCCCUCCUUCGCUCAGGAGAAGGACAACAUGCACGCUCUGGAGGUGACGCAGUACUUCUUCGAGGCGGUGUCGACGCAGAUGGAGCGCUGGUAUGAGAGGAAGGUGCAGGAGGCUCGCUGGCAGGCUGAUCAGAGGGCUCAGGCCGACAGAGCGGCACUGAUCGAGAGGAUCACAUAUCUGGAGGACGAACUCCGCAUGCUAAGGACUAACAGACAUGAUGACUGCUGACACACCUCAUCUGUCACUACCUGGCUGGAGAACAUACAGGCUACACUCCACUCUGUCAACUGCCAUUUAAACAGACUGUAUAGAACUGAUAACUUCAUUAUUUCCAGGGCUGUGGGGCUGGAUCCACUCAAUCAUACCAUAAUGGAGUCCAGGUAUCCCAGUUUAACAGACGCCUAAAACCAGUUCCAUGUUGCGGUUACUUUCCUACUGGUAACUGGAGAUGUGUACAUACAGUAGUGUAGUAAUGAGGCAGCUGUGCGUUGUAAAUAAACCAGUAGAUGUAAAGCUAGAUGUCAACAAAUUGAUCUAAUGUGCCAUUUCUAGUAGCAAACAUGUCUCUCAUUAACAUACAUGAUGUGUGGAAGGAAACCACAGUGACAGCUGGCUGGAUGGAGGGAAUCACAGCAACAUAAGCUUUUUGUUGUCUCUAUGCUGGAAUCAGACUGGUAGUAGGUAGAAAAAGGUGCUGAAAUAUGCAUUUUAUCACUGUAUCUUCAGUAACCAUGAGGUCUAGGGAAGCUGCAGCCCUAAUCACUCUCUCUGUCUUUCAGUCCUGUAUAAAGCUUGUUGUCUCUUGA
Messenger RNA from Thunnus maccoyii (southern bluefin tuna), 3608 nucleotides. It is a transcript of the gene ankrd6b, whose product is annotated as ankyrin repeat domain 6b. Bases 688 to 3030 code for a protein of 780 amino acids. NCBI's taxonomy places the organism in Eukaryota, Metazoa, Chordata, Actinopteri, Scombriformes, Scombridae. Gene Ontology annotation, molecular function: protein binding. The transcript is spliced from 16 exons. The record is from RefSeq and is a predicted model, not a curated record.